AUGGCAGCCAAGAAGGGACGCAAGCAGGUCGUUAGAUGUCUAAGCUGCAAGAAGUUACGAAUCAAGUGUGACCAAGUUCGUCCCAAAUGUGAGUAUUGCGCCCAUACCAAUAGAGAAUGUAUCUAUCCAAGUGAUAUCCCCACAUCAGAAACUAAUGCAGAAAAAGACUCCCCCGUUGAAGACAUUAGGCGAGACCUACCACUAACACAACUAACGAGUGUGCUUUCAGUAUCUCAACUAGAACUACGGGCUUUAAAGUUCUUCAAUGAUAUAGGUAAAUUGAUCGUUUCUUACAAAAACCAGAGAUACAUAGAUAACUGGGAAGCUGUCAUUAACCCACUACUGUUCCAGUCGCCUAUAGUUAAAAAAACAUUAUUGGCCACAUCAUCAAUGUUGCUACUGCAUUUUAUGAAUAUAAAUACUGUUGAUUCCAAGGUAUUGACCAGCUCAUUUUCCGUCGAUUCAAGUCAAGAAGCACAGGCUUUUUUUCAAACAGGAACAAAAUAUCUACAGGAACUGAUUGACGAGAGAAAGCAUUUGUUACAGGAUAAUUCAGGUUUUGGAAUUGAGAGAAUAAUUGUAAAUGACUUGAUUACUUUUGGUUGCCUUUUAAUUUACAAUCACAAACUUGUACCGUUGAUUUCAGCCACUGGAUACGAUGUGAUUUCGAUGGCAAAGGCAUACAGUGAUACCAGAAAAAUGUACUCUCAGCUGAUGACAGGAUUACGAUUGGAGUCUUUGUUUUUCCCCAAAUCGAACCCCAUAUUGACGUGCCCACCAGAGACCAAUUAUUGGUUUACACGAGUGUUGGAAUUUGAAAUAGUUGCGUUUGUAUCGAGAAAUGGGAACAAAUCCGCUAAUAUGGAAGAGUAUUUCCAAGCACUUAUGGACACAUUUUUACUACUAAAAGAUGCCUGUUAUGCUAUGGCUAUAGUGAGAUUCCCAUUUCCUUUAAUUGCAUGUCUCACAAAUUUUAGUGACAAGUAUAGACAAUUGCUUCGUAAUGGAGAUGAAUUUGCAUUUAGACUAUUAUUUAUUUACUCAUGCCUCUGCGUGAUUUCCCGAAUACCUUUAAACAGAAAUGAUAAUAUUUUUGUCGAUUACAUAUCAGAAUUCAAGAAUAUCAUUUUUAGUAAAUAUGGAGAGUUUAGUUACCCUAUUGAUAGAGAAUUAUAUCAUUUGGUUAUACGAACUAAUUUUGUUGUCGACUUUGGUGAUAUGACACGAUUUCAUCCAUUACAGCAAUGCGAGCCACUUAUGGAUCUAAGCUGGUUAGAGCGGUACAUCGAUAGUUUAGAAAAGACCAACACUUUACUACAAUGCAUAUGA
Molecule: messenger RNA, 1329 nt
Organism: Candida albicans SC5314
Lineage: Eukaryota; Fungi; Ascomycota; Pichiomycetes; Serinales; Debaryomycetaceae
Exons: 2
Coding region: 1-1329 (442 amino acids)
Biological process (GO): regulation of transcription by RNA polymerase II
Molecular function (GO): DNA-binding transcription activator activity, RNA polymerase II-specific; zinc ion binding
Source: RefSeq, a predicted model, not a curated record